Plasmodium yoelii is the source of this 1287-nucleotide messenger RNA. RefSeq names its product dolichyl-diphosphooligosaccharide--protein glycosyltransferase subunit OST3/OST6, putative. NCBI's taxonomy places the organism in Eukaryota, Apicomplexa, Aconoidasida, Haemosporida, Plasmodiidae. The transcript has a single exon. The record is from RefSeq and is a predicted model, not a curated record. The coding region runs from base 1 to 1287 and encodes 428 amino acids. Gene Ontology annotation, cellular component: oligosaccharyltransferase complex.
AUGAAAGCAGCGUACUCAAGAUUGUAUUUUUUUUUCUACUUUGUGAUUGUGUUUUUCAAGUCAGUAACAUAUUGUUUAAAUGAUAUUAGUAAAUUUGAAAAACUAAAAAAGUUAAUUAAUAAAAAAAUAAAACUUGAUAUAAAUGAAGAAUAUGAAAAAGAUAAAACACAAAAUGAAAUACCAUUCCAUUAUAUACAUGAAUUAAGUUUAAGCGAUUAUGUAGAUUAUGUUUUAAAUAAAGAUGAAGAGUAUGAUUGUGUAUUAUUUUUAAUUGAUGUUGAAAUAAAAAAUAAUCUUUCUAUGUUUGAUAGAAAAACAUAUAUAUUAUUAGAACUAUUUAAUAAUAUUGCAAAAAAAAUUAUUUUAGAAAAUAUUUUUUUAUAUAAUGUAAAUGAUUAUAAAAAAGGAAACACAAAUAUAUAUAUGAAAAAUAAAUUAUUAAAACCUAUAUUUUUUUUUUAUGUAAAUUUAAAUAAACCACAUUUAAACCCAUUAAAACAUAUACACAUGAUACAAAACUAUCCAGAAUUUGUAUAUAUGAAUGAAUACACAUUAUACAACCAUAAACAUUAUUUACCUAUUCACAAUAUAUAUAUGUUAGAAAACUAUAUAAAAAAAGAAGAGAAAAAGAAGCAUUGGAAAAAACAAGAUGUUUUAAAUGAUGAUAAAAUACAAAUAGAAUUAAACAUAGAAAAUAUUACAAAUUAUUUUUUAAAAUUUAUAUAUAUGCAUAAUAUUAAUAGAUAUACUGUUAAUUUAAAUAAAAGUCAAGAAGAAGAAGAAGAAGAAGAAGAUGUAACUAAAGAUAAUAUUUUUUUCAGCAUUAAAAUGUAUUUAUCUUUUAUUAUAGGAAUUGUGUUUAUGUUAUUAUAUUUAUUUAUUUUAAUAAUAAAUAAAUAUAAUAUAAUAAUAUUUAUUUGUUCAUAUAUUUUAUAUUUUAUAUGUUUAAGUGGGUUAUUCCACUGCUUAAUAUAUCAAUCAAAAUUUUAUAACAAUGAUAUAACUUUAGAUUCAUUAUUAAAUACAUAUAUUUAUAGAUCAACUAAUUCUCAAUAUAUAUAUGAAGGUUUAUUUGUUUCUUUUCUUAUAUUUAUAAUAAGUUUUUCUUUAUUUAUUUUGAAUAACCAUUUGAAUGAUAAAUAUAUGAACACAUUUAAAUUUUUUUUUUUUUUUUUUCUUAUUUUUAUUAUUUAUAUAUCUUUUAAUAUAAUACAUAAAAUUAAUACAUAUAAGGUAUAUUUUUCUACUUAUGUCUUUUUUCCUCCAAUUAAAUUUUUCAAUAAAUAA